CCAAGCCGCCGAAAGGUCUGGUCGCAGAGACAGGAACGCGUAAUCCUCAGCGUGCUCCAGCCCGGCAGCAUCCUUCCACGGCUCGGCAGGGCAGCGAGCCUCUGGGCACCGGCCCCUCUGCUCCGCGGAAAAGCCUGAUGAAGUCCUCCGAUAUCGAUCAGGAUUUAUUUACAGACAGUUACUGCAAGGUGUGCAGUGCGCAGCUCAUAUCGGAAUCUCAGCGAGUGGCCCACUACGAGAGUCGAAAACAUGCAAGCAAGGUCCGACUGUAUUACAUGCUUCACCCCAGAGAUGGUGGGUGUCCUGCCAAGAGGCUCCGAUCAGAAAAUGGAAAUGAUGCUGACAUGGUGGAUAAAAACAAGUGCUGUACGCUCUGUAACAUGUCCUUCACCUCAGCAGUGGUGGCUGAGUCACAUUAUCAAGGCAAAAUCCAUGCCAAAAGGUUAAAACUGUUGCUAGGAGAGAAAACCCCAUUAAAGACCACAGCUACACCUCUGAGCUCACUUAAACCUCCGAGGGUGGACACUGCUCCAGUGGUCUCAUCGCCCUAUCAAAGAAGAGAUUCCGACAGAUACUGUGGGCUCUGUGCAGCCUGGUUUAACAAUCCUCUGAUGGCCCAGCAGCAUUAUGAUGGCAAGAAACACAAAAAGAAUGCAGCGAGAGUUGCUUUACUAGAACAGCUUGGGACAACUCUGGACAUGGGGGAACUAAGAGGUCUGAGGCGCAACUACAGAUGUACCAUCUGCAGUGUCUCUCUAAACUCCAUAGAACAGUAUCAUGCCCAUCUGAAAGGAUCUAAACACCAGACCAACCUGAAGAAUAAGUAGUGAAAACAUCAAUCAAGAGCUGAGAAAAAAAAAAGGGGGAUUUCUCUGCUGUGGAGAAUUGCUUACCAACCACCACAGGAAGCGUCUUUCUUGAACAACGAACAUUUCCUAAGAGGAUUCAAAGAAUCACAUAUAACUAAUCUUAGUUUUGGAGAGUGAAUGAGUUUUUUUUUUGUUUUUUUUUUGUGGUAAGUUCUAAUAGUUGGAUGGAUUUUUAAAAUUCUUUCCUGAUAAUAUAUUUAGCACAUGUUCUAAAUUAUAAUCCUAUAGCCAACUACGGGAACAUCAUUCAAACUUAAAGACAGUGGGGAAAAAGAAUCUGAAUUUCCAAUUUGUUCUCAGAUUUCUUCAACGUAGAAUUAUUCUGUUCAAUCUUUGCUGACUGAGAGGUAAACCACUUCGAUCAAGACAUAAACUUUCUGUUUUCAUCGUGUUGCCUGUGAUCAGUGGCAACGUGCACAGAACCUGACGAAUCACUAUUCGAAGAAGAUAUAUAAUGGACACAAAUUCUCAUUUCACCUUCAAAAGUAUAAGCCAGCUUUGCCAUCUGAACAACAGGAUUGAAGAGGGUAAAUAAAGAAGGAAACUUCACCCUUUUUUUUUUUUUUUCCCCUUCCUGAUCAUUCAGAGAACAAUUUCUCAAGGUUAAGCCAAGUCCUCUUUGCAAGCUGCCAAAAUAAUAGCUUAGGAAAAGAAUUAGUCUGCCUGCAUGAUGAUCCUCUUCGGCAAAAACGUCUUGACAGCAGUUGACCUUGAUGAAACGUUGUCCCAAAGGUAUUCCAAAGAAGAAUGAUCCACCCCAGAAUGAGAGGGAAACCGAUGAAGGUUUUAUUUUUUUUAUGAAGUAGGCCUGCACUGUGGGCUUUCAUGCGGGGUGCUGAUGAUGUGGAAAGAAGUGAGUGAAUUCAGAAGAGAUGAUGACAUUGGGUAUUGAGGUCACCUAUUCCUCGGUUUCCCACUGAAGUCUUCUUGCUGAGCUAAGAUUCAACCACUUGAGAGCAAAUGUCACCAGCCACUAUGGCAGACAGCAAAACCCUUACUCUCUGUUGGUGAAUGUCUCUGAGUGUAAAUCUCCGCCUCGUAAAGUUUUUUCUCUAGGUUGAAUUCUUCUCCAAGGUGCCUGGAUUUGGUGACCUGCAGGCUGGCGGCAAAGCCAGCUGGGCAUUUAGCUUCUAUUCUGGAUGUUUCUUAGGGCUCAGGGUGCGGUUGCCUUUUGCACAUGGUGACCACAGAUGAUUGAUCUCCUGGCGGCAGGAUUUUCUAGAUGUCUAUUAUUUUUCCACAGAGAGCUGAGGUGGCUACAAUUCAGUUGAGCAGUAAAUGAAAUGACUCAGGCAUGCGCAGUGUUGUGAUGGGGGUGCUUAAAAUUUGGCACCAUUCCCUCCUGGAGGGUCUGCUCAGAAGGGACUGGGAUUGUCAGUUUCUAUGCCUGCAGCAAGGAGCCGCCACACCAGCCACAGCAGCCACAUGGGAAAGAAGGAGGGUUUGACGGGAAGCAAUCUAUUUUUCUGUUUUGGAAAGCACACAACAGAGCUACAGACCUCCAAUGUUGACUUUUUUUCGAAUGUGUAAAGUAAGGCUUUAUUUGUCAAUUCUGCUGUAAAAUAAGCCUGUCCAAGUUAAAAAAAAAAAAAAAA
This is a messenger RNA of Phacochoerus africanus (Common warthog), 2464 nucleotides long. It is a transcript of the gene ZMAT4, whose product is annotated as zinc finger matrin-type 4. The transcript has 7 exons. The record is from RefSeq and is a predicted model, not a curated record. Lineage: Eukaryota; Metazoa; Chordata; Mammalia; Artiodactyla; Suidae. Gene Ontology annotation, molecular function: zinc ion binding; nucleic acid binding. Bases 138 to 827 code for a protein of 229 amino acids.